Nakaseomyces glabratus is the source of this 2526-nucleotide messenger RNA. RefSeq names its product DNA helicase PIF1 (gene PIF1). Gene Ontology annotation, biological process: DNA repair; telomere maintenance. NCBI's taxonomy places the organism in Eukaryota, Fungi, Ascomycota, Saccharomycetes, Saccharomycetales, Saccharomycetaceae. Gene Ontology annotation, molecular function: DNA helicase activity; ATP hydrolysis activity. The record is from RefSeq and is a predicted model, not a curated record.
AUGAGUAAUAAGAGAAAUAGUUCGAUUUUGAGACAAGAUGAUUACGAAAUUAACUAUGAUGAGUUGAGUGCGCUUCUAUCAGAUUCUAGUGAUUGGGAUGACCUAAGCAUGGACAGUCCUCAGCAUAAGCGUAAUUGUCAGGCACGACCAAUAGCUGGUGCAAAUAAUGUGGAAAUACCGAGACCUAUUCUUCGAACGCCAAAAGCACAAUUGAAGGCACCACCUGAUUGUGGGCGCAGUAUAAGCGGACUUUCCGAGAUUGAUGAUAGCUCCAUAAUCGAAUUACUUCAAGAUAAAAAACCAUUGGAAAAGAAUCAAAUUUUACAAAACACACAUGUUUUACCAAGAGAGACAAAACCGCCUAUGUUAGUUCCUUUGAAGGAAAUAGUACCAAAACCAGAGCUUAAUGUUCUUGAAAAUAUUUCCUUAAUGGCAGAAAGUACGCAAAGAGCAAAGCCACAGUCAAUGAAUCCAAGCUCACUAGAUAUCUCCAAUGUUGAUGAAAAAGUCAUAGAGAAGCACAUUGAGAUUCUAUCGCCGAAGCAAGUAAAUAAGGAGCUUAAUGAUUUGACCAACUCCGAUAGCAGUCUGCAAAUUAAUGAAGUUUUAAAGAAAGACAUAUCUGAAUUAAGCACAGAAGAAAUACAAUUUGCAAAAGCACAAUUGGGAGAGAAAUUUAGAUUUUUAACUCAGAGGACUGUAUUCACAGAUGUGAAUAAGAAGCAAAGUAGAAUUGCUGCGCCUGAUACUAGGAAAGUAAAAAUUCCCAUUAUAUUAAGCAAAGAACAAGAGGCUGUCAUCGAUUUGGCCGAAAAGGGUCAUAACAUAUUCUAUACAGGUAGUGCGGGCACAGGUAAAUCUGUAUUGUUAAGAGAGAUGAUUAAAGUUCUUAAAAAGAAGUAUGGGCCUGAAAGGGUGGCAGUUACUGCUUCGACCGGGUUAGCAGCAUGUAAUAUUGGAGGUAUAACGGUACACUCAUUUGCGGGUAUUGGUCUAGGUAACGGCGAUGUUACGAAGUUAUAUAGAAAAGUACGAAGAUCAAAAAAGAAUGUUAAGAGAUGGUCUGAGAUAAGUGUACUUGUUAUUGAUGAGAUUUCGAUGCUCGACGGUGAACUUUUUGAUAAGUUGGAUUUUAUUGCUCAGAAAAUUCGCAAAAAUAGUGAUCCUUUCGGUGGAAUUCAGAUUGUUUUAUGUGGUGAUUUCUUUCAACUACCUCCAGUUUCAAAAGAUCUGAGUACUCCAAUGAAAUUUGCUUUUCAAUCAUUAGCUUGGCAAAAGGCAAUUCAUGUGACAAUUAUGCUGGAAAAGGUUUUCAGACAACAAGGUGAUACUAAAUUUAUUGAUAUGCUGAACCAAAUGAGAUUGGGUAAAAUUGACAUGGAGACAGAAAUGGAGUUUAAAAAGUUGAACAGACCUUUACCUAAUGAUGAUAUCAUUCCAGCAGAACUAUAUAGUACUAGAGCUGAAGUUGACCGGGCAAAUAGAUCAAGGUUAAACAAGCUGCCAGGGCAGGCAUUCUGUUAUAAUGCCAUCGAUGGAGGUACUCUGGAGGAUCAAGAAAUGAAGGAUCGAUUGCUGCAGAAUUUCUUAGCUCCAAAGCAAUUGCAAUUAAAGAUUGGUGCACAAGUUAUGAUGAUCAAGAAUAUAGAUGCACAGCUGGUCAAUGGUUCUCUGGGGAAAGUUAUUGCCUUUAUGGAUCCUGAAACAUAUUUAUUCUAUAGCACUAUUUUGGCAGACUCAUCUGUUACACCUGAUGUCAUGGAGGAGAUGAAGGAUAAACCAGAGGAAUUAAGAGAGAGAUAUGCAGGUGAUGAUGAAGAUGAGAAAAUGAGGGUGAAUAAGAAACGCGAAAGGUUCUAUGAAGGAAAUCCCAAUGUUGUUCCACAGGAUGAUCUCGAUGAUUCUAUAUUUGAUUUCAUGACCCAAGCCACAAAUGUUAGUGACGACGCUAGAAACGAUAUUGAGAGAAAGAAGAGAAUCAUCAAGGAUCUUUACAAGAAUGCAGACUCUAGAAAGAGACUACCAUUGGUAACAUUCAAGACUGCUGAUAUGUCUACUCGAACAGUACUAGUAGAGCCUGAGGACUGGGCCAUCGAGGAUGAGAAUGAGAAACCUUUAGUGUCGCGAGUGCAGUUGCCACUGAUGCUUGCUUGGUCUCUUUCGAUUCAUAAGUCACAGGGUCAAACUUUACCCAAAGUUAAAGUUGAUUUGCAAAGAGUAUUUGAAAAAGGUCAGGCCUACGUUGCACUUUCAAGGGCAGUUUCAAGAGAAGGUUUGCAAGUGUUAAACUUUGAUAGGAGUAGAAUCAAGGCACAUGAUACAGUUGUUGAUUUCUAUAUGACUUUGGUCACAGCAGAUCAAGCCAUCGAAGACCUGAAGAGGCGCAACGGUGGAUCCCUCGAUAAGAAAAAGGCAUAUGCACCACGACCAGCUGCACGACUCGAUCGCUCUCAAACCGCUCCAUCUAGCGGUAUAACUGAGAUGCUAAGAAGGAGGUCUAGGAAAGUGGAAACAGAAUCAAUCUAG